This is a messenger RNA of Paramecium pentaurelia, 1505 nucleotides long. The record is from the annotation of a GenBank genome assembly. NCBI's taxonomy places the organism in Eukaryota, Ciliophora, Oligohymenophorea, Peniculida, Parameciidae.
AUGAGACACAUCAUUCUCUUGUUGAUCAUACAAUGCUUUGCUUCUAAUAUUGAUGUUUAGAUCUCAUACAUAGAUGCCCCCUUGAUCAACAUACAUUGGUGUAGUGAUACAGUCUUAGCACUCACAUCUAAAGGAUCUGUGUAUAGAAGCGAUGAUCGUGGUAGAUAAUGGACUAAAAUGUCUGAGAUAUUUCAUCGCAAGGCUCUCAUAUAACUUGAAGAUUCGGAUGAAAGAGUCGGAAUUGUAAAUAAUUUGGUUCCAAGUCCUGUUGAUAAAUCCUUAGUGUUAUUUACAGGAACAGAUCAAAUAGCUUGGAUUUCCCUUGAUUGUGGAAAAACCAUAACAGCUGUCAAUGCUGGAAAAUAGUUGCGAGAAUAUCAAUUUCAUCCACUUGAAAAAGAUUGGAUUAUUGCAUCAGCAUGGAAAUAAUGUGGAUCUGAUGAAUUACUAGCAGGAACACCUUGUGUUUCUUAUAAGGAACUUCUUUUAAGUUAAGACACAGGAAUUACAUGGCAUUAAAUAGCAACUUAUGUAAAUCAAUUUACUUGGGGUGUCAAAAAUAAAGAAAUGGCUAAAUAUACUCCUAAGGAACGAAUUCUAGCAUCAUUUGAACCAUAGGGAAAAGGACAUUAAUCAAUUAGCAGUUGGAAUAUGGAUUAUAAUCUAUAUUAUAGCNCAAUAUAAUAGUUGUAGACAGUACAACAGUUCCAUUUGAAAGAGUUCUUGGUAAAGAAGUAGGAGGAUCUCUAUAAAAAUUACAUGAAGCUAAUGGAGUUGAAUUUGAAUUGAAUGCUGGAGUCAAAAGAAUUGGUGGAGUUGGUUAAGUAUAAAGAGUUGAUUUAUUAAAUGGAAAAUCAUUAUAAGCAGAUUUAGUUAUUUUAGGAACAGGAAUUCAACCAAAUAAUAAACUUGCUAAAGAUUAAUUAAAAAUAUCACCAAAUGGUGGUAUUGAAACAGAUGUGUUCUUGAAAGCUGCCAAGAAUGUUUAUGCAUCAGGUGAUAUAUCAAGUUAUCCAUAUUGGGUUACUGGUGAACAUGUUAGAAUUGAACAUUAAAAUGAAGCUGUUAGAUAAGGGUAAGAUAUUUGAUUAAUUUUAGAUAUGUUGCUGCUUUGAAUAUUUUAGGUAGACCAACUCCUUUGACAGAUGUACCAUUCUUUUGGACAAGAUAAUGGGAUAGAACCUUAGCAUAUAGUGGAGUUGGAUAAGGAUUUGAUGAAGUUAUUGUGGAUGGAGACUUAAGUCAAUAAAAAUUUGUUGCUUAUUAUGCUAGAAAAGGACGUGUUGUAGCUUCUGCUAGUAUGAAUACUCCUAAUGUAUGAUAUUUUUAUUAAUUUUAAAGGCUUAAAUGAUUAUAUCUGAAGCAUUAAGAUUGAAUGUUAUGCCAAGUGCUGAGGAUUUAAAGGAAAAGAAAGUCAAUUUAGAUGAUAUUAAGAAGAUUGUCUUAAGUAAAGGAUCAUCUUGCCAUUGUAAACGUGCUGGAUAAUGCUAAUCAUAAUUAUGAGU